CACCCGCGGCGUUCCCCCGCCGCGCGUCAGUCGCCCGGCCGGCGCCCGCUCGUUCGCACACAUAACGCUCGUUUGAUGCAAUCAAAGGGACGAUUAAAACUCAUGCAAUCCAAAGACAUGGAGUUUGAAUAUGAUCCAGAGAAGCUGAUUAACGAAGUGAAGAAGAGACCCGGGAUAUGGGACUUCGUAGACCCCGACUACAGGGCGAAACACGUCCGUCACCAGCUGUGGUCCGAGGUCGUUCACGAACUCAUGCAUUCGGACAUGAAAGUGACCAAGAGCGAGAUGCGCGUUUUAGAAAUACAACUCCAAAAGAAAUGGAAAAGCAUCCGAGACUGUUUUCAAAAAUACAUAGCAAAUCCAAACAAGACCAAAAGGCCGUAUAUUUACAGUAAACAAUUACAGUUCCUUCUCAAAAACCAAGAUAUGCCCGCAAACACAAACGAAUGCUCCAGCGGAUCUGAUGACGAUCCGCGAUCACGAGACAGAACAGUUUGGAAAACUAAGAAGAGGCUAAAAUUGUCAAAGACAGAACACAGUUCUGACGAAGACAACGAUAAUGAUAAUGACAAUGUGGAACAUCAAGAAAUGUUUAUGAACUACAACAAUGGCGACGAAACUAAUGAGGUACCAGUAAUAAACCACAGUAAACCUGAAGAGUUCGCUUUCGCUAACGUCGAUGUUUCCUUAAGAAAUGACGAGGACCCGGACAAAAUGUUUCUAUUAUCUCUCUUGCCACAUAUCAAAUCGAUUCCGGAAGAGUUUCGUCUAAAUGUUAAAAUGGAGAUGAUGCAAGUGUUAAACAACGCAAAUUACAUGAGCACGAGAAACAAUAAAAUGUUAUAAUUUGUAACGAGUUAGUGAGCGUUAUUAACUAAAACGCUAAUUGUAUUAAAUUUAUUUCAUGCUAUCUUAGCACGCAAAGUUGUUUCACAACACAAAAUGAUUUAGUAGAGAAUAAGAUUCAUUCCAUUAAAGUAUGUUUUAACGAAAGGUAUUUUUGAAUU
This is a messenger RNA of Amyelois transitella, 1007 nucleotides long. RefSeq lists its product as uncharacterized. Lineage: Eukaryota; Metazoa; Arthropoda; Insecta; Lepidoptera; Pyralidae. Gene Ontology annotation, biological process: regulation of transcription by RNA polymerase II. Gene Ontology annotation, molecular function: DNA binding. Gene Ontology annotation, cellular component: transcription regulator complex; nucleus. The record is from RefSeq and is a predicted model, not a curated record. The transcript is spliced from 2 exons. The coding region runs from base 76 to 846 and encodes 256 amino acids.